AUGACUAUUGAAAUUAACAAAGAUUAUACUGAUAUGCAGAACAAUCAAAAUACUUAUUCGAAUUCGUUAAACAAAACACAAAUUCUACAUCGGUAUCCAUUACGUCCACGUAUGGGGCUAAAACAUACAAAGUAUAGAAAAAUCAACGAUUGUAAUAUUUCCUGUGAAAAUAAUACAGAUGUGAUUACCGACAAGAUCCAACCCAUCAGUAUUGAUGAGGAUCGGCUGAUCAAUAAUUAUUGUGCAGAAAGAUUGUUGAAACAAUAUUCCAUUUUACAAUAUGAACGUUUAGCAGUAGAAACACAGAAGAAUAAACACCAAGAUGAAUUUAAACUCAAAAGACAAACUUUACUCAAUCGAAUGAUGCCAACAAUGAGACAACCAAUAAAAGCUAGACAUUCAUUGUAUCAUACAAGGAACAACAAAAUAUGUGAAUCCGAAAA
Messenger RNA from Schistosoma turkestanicum, 443 nucleotides. The record is from the annotation of a GenBank genome assembly. Lineage: Eukaryota; Metazoa; Platyhelminthes; Trematoda; Strigeidida; Schistosomatidae.